This is a messenger RNA of Plenodomus lingam JN3, 513 nucleotides long. Lineage: Eukaryota; Fungi; Ascomycota; Dothideomycetes; Pleosporales; Leptosphaeriaceae. The record is from RefSeq and is a predicted model, not a curated record.
AUGCUUGUGCACUUGCUUCUUUUCUCUGAAACCCACUCUCGAGCUCACUUCAACCCGCCAAUCAUAUCUCCCAGAGACUUUGGUUCAACAUGCUACACCGCACCAAUCCCAACAAGUUAUGAGCCCGGCACCAUACUUCUGCUAUGUGGAGAUACAUUCUACACCGCAGAGAAUGAUGGCAAGAAGUGGCUGAAUCUCGUUGUGCUCAGUACACGCAUGAUUUUGCAUAUCACAUCAUCGAUCGCUGUGUUUCAAGGGCCAUGUUCUGGACUAUCGAACCGUCAAGGCGAAAAAGAACUCUCAUUGGAUUCUACAGUAUUGCGGCAUGAUAGGGAAGACUGCGGAGCUGUUCCGGAUGCCAAAGGAUCAAAGUCCAUGUGGAGGACUGCAAUUGCAAGCGACGAUUUAGCGUCCAUUAGAGGUACCACAACAUUUUUUGGUGUAGGACAGAAGGACCAGCGCUUUGAAGGGACUGGUUACCAUCAGGUUGGGUGCAUUGUGACUGUCACUUGA